AUGGUAACUAAUCUUUAUGAUGACCAAAGAAAUCGAAUCGGAGAUGAAGGAGCAAAGUAUCUUGCUGAUGCAUUAAAAACGAAUAAAACACUCACAACAUUAAAUUUGUCACACAACAGCAUCGGAGAUGUUGGAGUGAAAUAUCUGAGUGAUGUUUUACAAAAGAAUACGACUCUAACUAUUUUGGAUCUUUCUUGGAAUCAAAUUGGAGACAUCGGUGUACAAUAUUUAGCUGAUGCACUGCGAAACAACCAAACACUACUCGCCCUCGAUCUUGAAGAAAAUCAAAUAGAAGAUAAUGAUUUACAGUAUUUAUAUAAUGCUUUGAUAGAUAACAAAACACUUAUCAAACUGGAACUCCAAGGAAAUCCUGGUAGCUAUUGCACAAGUAUCAGUGCAGCAGUUCAGAUACGAAACGACAAAACAAUCACUAAAAUAGAUCUUAAACAUAAAAGUACCGGCGACAAUGAUAUUAAAUUUGUGAGUGAAGCAUUACACAACAACGAAACAAUCACCGAGUUAAAUCUUUCGGAGAAUAAAAUCGGUGAAAGAGGAGUACAACAUUUAUGUGACGCAUUACAAAAUAACAAAACAUUAGAAAUAUUGACACUUUCGCAUAAUGAAAUAAAUGACAUUGGAGUACAAUAUGUAGCUAAUGUCUUACAAAAUAAUACUACAAUUAUUACACUUGAUCUUCAAUCAAAUCAAAUUGGAGAUGCUGGAGCACAAUACUUAGCUGAUGUCCUAAGAAACAAUAAAGUACUUAUUACACUUAAUCUUGAAUCAAAUCAAAUUGGAGAUGCUGGAGCACAACAAUUGGCUUUUGUCUUGAAAAACAACGAAGUAACGAACUUUUUUGGUAAUCGUACAUCGAAUUAUCUUGAUUGUUGUAUUUAG
Adineta steineri is the source of this 897-nucleotide messenger RNA. The record is from the annotation of a GenBank genome assembly. NCBI's taxonomy places the organism in Eukaryota, Metazoa, Rotifera, Eurotatoria, Adinetida, Adinetidae.